Lycium ferocissimum is the source of this 6235-nucleotide messenger RNA. RefSeq lists its product as uncharacterized. The record is from RefSeq and is a predicted model, not a curated record. Bases 56 to 4810 code for a protein of 1584 amino acids. Lineage: Eukaryota; Viridiplantae; Streptophyta; Magnoliopsida; Solanales; Solanaceae. The transcript has 20 exons. Gene Ontology annotation, molecular function: poly(A) RNA polymerase activity; mRNA binding. Gene Ontology annotation, cellular component: TRAMP complex; nucleolus. Gene Ontology annotation, biological process: RNA 3'-end processing.
ACUUCAACCACCUGAAACAAACAAACAUCACCUAUUCACAACAACAACAACAAAAAUGCAAAAAUCAAACUUCAAUUCACCUUUCCCCCCAAACAUUUCAAGACAACAGCUUUUUGAUUCCCUCACAUCUCACAUAUCUCUCUACAAUUCAUCACAAAAAACCCCAUUUCCUAACUCUAACCCUAACGCUAACCCUAGAUUAUCAAUUCUCAAAUGGUUCACUUCUCUUACAAUUCCUCAACGUCAAGCUCAUCUCACAAUCGUUCACUCCAAUUUCCUUCAAAUUGUUUUGCAAAUGGUUACUAAAAUCCAAUCCAACGGUCAUGGUUUCUUUUUUAUAUUACCUGAUAUGCCCUUACAUGGUUCUGAUCUUCCUAGCAUUUGUUUUAGGAAAUCUCAUGGGUUAUUAGCUCGAGUUGCUGAGUCUAACGAGUCCGAACGGAGAGUUCGUGACUCGGUUCGGGUUUUCAGCUCGAAAGAAGGGGAAGGGGAAAAUGGGGUUUGUGGUUUAUUGGAAUUUGUUGAUUCUUUAACUGUAUGUGAGGGUUUUGUAGGAAAUGUGGAUGGUUUUGUGAGUGUAAUGGAUGGUGUAUCGAACGGGAGGUUUUUAAGGGGUGAAGAGAGUGGGUUGAGCUCAGAAUGGGUGGAAUUAGGGUGGUUGAAAGAGAAGGGGUAUUAUAGUAUUGAGGGUUUUAUUGCGAAUAGGUUGGAGGUGGCGUUAAGAUUGGCGUGGUUGAAUCAUAAUAAUGGUGGGAAAAAGAGAGGUGUGAAAUUGAAAGAUAAGGUGAAUGCUGUAGGUGUUGGAGCUAACGCGUUUUGGAGGAAGAAAGGGUGUGUUGAUUGGUGGGGAAAGUUGGAUGAGGCAACAAGGGGAAAGAUUAUUCGUCUUGGCUUAGGGAAGGCGGCGAAAUCACUGAUUACCGAUACUUUGAAGGGGGCAAGAGGUGUUUCAGCAGAUAAAGCUUGGCUCUGCAGUUCAACGCUAGAACAAUCUCUGAGGGGUAACACUACUUUGUCUAAUCGAAGGAACUUUGUGAAUCUCAGAGGGUCAGAUUCAAGAGUUGCACAGAGCACGUCUCAUGCAUCAGUGUUUGGAGUUUCAUACUCAUUAAACCAGUUACUUGAUAGUUUGUGUAUGCUUCAGGAUAUCUCCACUGUGCUGUUGUCAUGUCCACGUACUGUUUGCGAGUCUCCUGACUGUGAAAAUCUAUUUUUUAGCUCAUUAGAAUCUGUUAAUACUCUUUCUGAUUGUAUAUUAAGAAAAUUACGGGGGUUACUGAUGAUUAUUUCUCUUGACUGUACAAAGUAUGAGCUACUAGAAGACGAAAACUUGAAUUCCUUACCAAAGCAAAACAAGGAGAUACUUGGUGCUUCUAAUCGUAAGAAAAAAGGGAAAAACCGUAAAGGGAAGAAAUCAAAUCCUUCGCCGAAACCUACUACAGAUGGUUUAAGGGUUGUUAAAAGCACUGAGGAUAAGGGAGACACAUUCAUGUGUGGUGAUGAUGUACAUAGUAGUUCGUCUACUGGUUUGGUCGAUAAACUUCGUGGUGAUAAUGUACAUAGUGGUUUGCCUAGUGGAUCGGUCAAUAGAGUACAACAGAAGGAUCUUGAUAAAGAGAGUCUUCCAUCUUUGAUUGAUAUGGUUGGACAUGGUGAAGGACCAGAUAGUCAAACUGUUAGAAGUGCUACAAGGAAGAAAAGGAAAGAAAGAAACAAGAUUAAAAAUCCUAGCUUGAUAACUUCUGGGGAAGAUGGUAAAUGUCAGAAAAGAAAUUCUCAGAAGUCCUUUAUUUCUGUCAACUCCCGAGAUGGGGAUCCAAGAUCUGAUUGUGUCACUGUAGAUUCAGUUGUUCAAAGCGGAUCAAAAGAUUCUUCUAUUGACAAUGAGAAACGUAAACUGGAAGCGAGCAUUCGGAGUCGAAGCGGUGGGGUUUGUGGCUCUGCUGGUUCUCCUGAAGGUUGCAGGAAUCCUUGUUUGACAGACCAUUUGCUCUCAGAGGGGGUGAUUGGAAAUGGAACAGUAGCUGUUGCAGUGGAAACUACCAAUAGGGAUGGCGGUUCUGGUGUAUCUUCUGUAAUGCCUGUGAUUGACUCUGCACCCACUCAUUCAAACUGCAAGGAGUUUAAAAAAUUGAACAACAGAUCAGGUUUUCUUGAGAAACAAACUAAAGUUAGUGAUCCCAACACAAAAUUUACCUCCUUAAAGGAGCAAGGAGGUGUUGAUGUUUAUGGUACAGGGACAAUGAAUUCUCAAUCUUAUGUUUCGUAUGAGUGGCCCAGUGUAGCUCCUGUUCAUCUUCCAUGCGGUGAUUCACAUCUCCCACCGGCUACUGAUAGAUUGCACCUUGAUGUCAGUCACAACUGGAAAAGUCAUUUUCGUCAUUCUUUUCUACGCAAUGUACGUCAUGUAAGAAAUGCUUCAAUUGAAACAGGGUGCUCUGGAAUCAUAUCUGGACCUUUGCCAAUGAGUUUAGAUUGGCCCCCAAUGGUGCGCAGUAUCAAUAGGCUAGCUGCUCCAUCAGUUACAUGCAAUUAUGAUGCUGGGUUUAUCUCUAGGAGAACUUCUUUCCAGCAGGAUAUAGCAGCCCAAAGCAUGCACUGUAAUGCGGUGAGUACCGAGGAUGAAAGGGUAUAUUCUGGUGACGUAAUGGACUUCUCCGAUCUUUCAAAUUCACAUGACGUGGGUGAAGACCAUGAUUAUCACUGGAUGUCUGAAGAAGAGUUAGAGGUACAUGCUGUUUCCGGGGUGGACUAUAAUCAGUACUUUGGAGGUGGUGUUAUGUAUUGGAAUCCUUCUGAACUCAGUACUAAUUUUUCACGGCCUCCCUCUCUUAGCUCGGAUGAUAGCUCAUGGGCAUGGAGGGAAGCGGACAUGAAUAGGGCGGUUGAUGAUAUGGUUGCCUUCUCUUCUUCCUACAGUACAAAUGGUUUGACUUCUCCAUCUGGUGCUUCCUUUUGCUCGCCAUUUGAUCCUUUAGGUUCAGGACAUCAGGCUCUUGGUUAUGUUAUACCAGGAAGCGAGAUUAGCAGCAAGGUUCUGCAGUCCUCAUCGGCAGCAGAUCUAGUGACGGUAGAGAAUGCUUCAGGAUCUUUGUCUAAUUUGUCUGGUGAUGUUGAAGCAAAGUCUGUGGAUUCACUUCCAUACCCCAUUCUACGACCCAUUGUCAUUCCCAGUAUGUCAAGGGAGAGAUCGAGAUCAGAUUUUAAGCGCAGUCAUGAUCAUAAAAGUCCUUGUGUUCCUCCCAGCAGGCGGGAGCAACCUAGGAUCAAGAGGCCUCCAUCACCUGUGGUCCUCUGCGUUCCACGUGCCCCUCGUCCACCUCCUCCUUCUCCAGUUGGUGAUUCUAGAAGGCACAGAGGUUUUCCAACAGUUCGGUCUGGUAGCUCCAGCCCCAGGCAGUGGGGUGUCAAAGGUUGGUUCCAUGAUGGAAUUAAUUUUGAAGAAGCUUGUAUACGCAUGGAUGGUAGUGAAGUAGUUUGGCCUGCUUGGAGGAGUAAAAGUCUCUCAGCCCAUCAGUUAACACAGCCUCUACCUGGAGCUUUGCUGCAGGAUCGCCUCAUCGCUAUUUCACAGUUAACUCGCGAUCAAGAACAUCCAGAUGUUGCGUUCCCACUUCAACCUCCCGAAACGCUGAACUCUACUGCAAAGAAGGCAUGUCUUUCAGUGAUCCAUAGUCGCCUUCAUGACGAAAUUGAGAGCUUCUGCAAACAGGUCGCCUCUGAGAAUCUGAUCAGGAAGCCUUACAUUAAUUGGGCUGUAAAGCGCGUUGCACGUUCUCUACAAGUAUUAUGGCCUAGAUCUCGUACAAACAUUUUUGGUUCAAACGCUACUGGGUUGUCACUCCCAUCAAGUGAUGUGGAUCUUGUGGUUUGUCUUCCUCCUGUGAGGAAUCUGGAACCAAUUAAAGAAGCUGGGAUCUUAGAGGGGCGAAAUGGGAUCAAAGAAACAUGCCUUCAGCAUGCAGCUAGAUAUCUGGCUAACCAGGAGUGGGUAAAAAAUGAUUCUCUGAAGAUCGUGGAAAAUACUGCUAUACCAAUUAUAAUGCUCGUGGUGGAAGUUCCACAUGAUCUCAUUUCAUCAUCUCUGUCAAAUUUACAAACACCAAAAGCUGAACCAACUCAGUUGACUGUUGAAGAAAGCAAUACUUUUCAGGCUGAUUCGACUUGUUCGGAUUCCUCAUCUUCACCACAGUGGUCUAAGGUGAAUGAAUGUGCGAAGGAUGUAAAAGCAGUUCGACUUGAUAUUAGUUUCAAAUCGCCUUCACAUACAGGAUUACAGACCACAGAGCUGGUAAAAGAGCUCACAGAACAGUUCCCUGCUGCCACACCUCUUGCUUUGGUACUAAAACAGUUCCUAGCUGAUCGCAGUCUUGACCAGUCAUAUUCAGGCGGUUUAAGUUCAUAUUGUCUAGUACUAUUGAUCACACGGUUUUUGCAGCAUGAACAUCAUCACAGUCGAUCAAUUGACCAAAACUUGGGGAGCCUCCUGAUGGAUUUUUUCUACUUCUUUGGGAAUGUGUUUGAUCCUCGUCAAAUACGUGUCUCAAUACAGGGAAGCGGCCUGUACAUAAAUAGAGAACGAGGGUGCAGCAUUGAUCCAAUUUGCAUUGAUGAUCCUCUGUACCCGACCAAUAAUGUGGGGCGGAACUGCUUUCGCAUACACCAAUGCAUCAAGGCAUUUGCAGAUGCUUAUUCUACUUUGGAAAAUGAGAUACCUUCUCUUCCUAACAACGAUGAAUCAAAUACAGCAUCACAAGUUAAGCUGCUCCCAAGAAUUAUCCCGAGCAUUGUGGUUUCUGAGGUGUCUUAGUAUCAGAAGUUUUGCAUCUUGAAGAAAAGCAUCUCCAUGAAAACCAGUGACAAGCAAAGCCAUUAUGCUAAACAUUGAAGUUUGGGCCUUCAUAAGUUAGACUCAGUCUCAGUUCUUUGUGUGCAUCUGUUUGAUAUCAGCUUAUUGUUAUCACUAUCAAAGACUCAAAGGUCAAUCUCAACUUGCAACCGCCUCUACCAGAGUUGCCAUAAAUUCUACUGCCGUUCUUUCUACCGUGAUUGGAUUAGGAUUCUGCCUUUAAAAAAUGGGACCAACUUCCACUGGACGUCAGAACCAAGGAACAGUUAAAGAGGUCCUCCAUUCAAUAUAAUCUUGCAUGGUCUGAACUCGACCAUGUCAGUGUAGCAUGACCGCAUUAACAUGUUGGAGACAAUUUGUUGUUACCUGGUUCGUCUUAAAGUAAUUCCACAUCGAUGAAUCAUGGCUCAUAAGAUUUGGAGUGAAAUAGCACUCUACUUGCUCAGUCCUUGGGUUCUGAGAUGUUUCUACUCUCAUGCAUUAAUCGGAUGCUUGCAAGAAUUGAAUGGACAUUCUGACGCACUAUGCCAUUUCUCACUCAACCUCCAUGUUAAGAAAUGGACCUUAGGCCUAACUCAACUCUAAAAGGAGGUGAGGAUUGUUCAAGAUCAUAGGCAAACAACCCCAUCCCACACCGAUGUGAGACUCUUAAGACCCCCCUAUGGACAUGUAGAGGAGCCAAUAUCAGGUAAACGAAGAGUUGGGAUGGGUCUGGCUCUGAUACCAUGUGAAGAAAUGGUGGUGUCCGCGCCCUCUUGAUAACAGUGGUAGCUAGGCCUUCUUGCGCGCACCUCAACUGUUUCACCAAGUACCUGCUAUCCUCCACCAGCUCAGGCUCGUAGUCAAUAGGAAAAGUAAGCUUUUAGCUGCUCCUGAUGGGUUAAGCAUCUUCGUAUUGAAGAUACCUUAGGGGGGCUGAUGCUGGUUGAAGUAUGCUCACACAGAAAGUGUUCUAAAGUGGUUUCACUUUGUGGCCAUGCAGUUGCAAGAAGGAAUCCUUCAUUUGUGCAAGAAGAUCGAGGCCAAAAUGUAAUCGUCUACAAAAGUAAGAAAGAUAAAAAACGAGAGGAAUUUCUGUAUGUUAACAUUAAUUUGAUAGUUUACUCAUACCUUUGUCCAUUUAUGGUGAUAACAAUUAAGCUGAGCUGGUGCUUUCUAUGCUUAAAAAGAUGAACUCUUGAUAUUCUCUUUGGACUGAAAUGCGUCCAAAAUCAAUCUCAACUAGUUUGACCUAUAGCCAUAGUUGUAUUUUUGUUGCGUCUCUUCAUUGAAAAUAAUGUAACAAUACCCUGGUAUCUGUUAUAUAACAGCACUCAUUCAAAUAAAUCGUAUGAAACAAUAACUAGAUAUUUUAAUUCUUUCUAGGUAAGCAAUGUUCUUCUUAUA